Molecule: messenger RNA, 942 nt
Organism: Impatiens glandulifera
Lineage: Eukaryota; Viridiplantae; Streptophyta; Magnoliopsida; Ericales; Balsaminaceae
Product: NAD(P)H-quinone oxidoreductase chain 4, chloroplastic-like
Exons: 2
Coding region: 1-942 (313 amino acids)
Biological process (GO): electron transport coupled proton transport; aerobic respiration; ATP synthesis coupled electron transport
Molecular function (GO): ubiquinone binding; NADH dehydrogenase (ubiquinone) activity
Source: RefSeq, a predicted model, not a curated record
AUGGAGGAGAAGAGGUUAGGGAUUUUGGAGGAGAAAGGCUUCACUUCAAUCAUUUCUAUAGGACCCGUCUUACUGACAGGAUUCAUCACUACUUUAGCUACCUUAGCGGCUUGGCCAGUUACUCGAGACUCUCGAUUAUUCCAUUUUAUGAUGUUAGCAAUGUACAGUAUUCAAAUAGGAUCAUUUUCAUCUCGAGACCUUUUACUUUUUUUCAUCAUGUGGGAGUUAGAAUUAAUUCCCAUUUAUUUACUUUUAUCUAUGUGGGGAGGAAAGAAACGUCUCUACUCAGCUACCAAAUUUAUUUUGUACACUGCAGGAGGUUCCAUUUUUCUCUUAAUGGGGGUUCUCGGCAUUGGUUUAUAUAGUUUUAAUGAACCUACAUUAAAUUUUGAAACAUUAGCUAAUCAAUCAUAUCCUAUGGCACUGGAAAUAAUAUUCUAUAUUGGGUUUUUUAUUGCUUUUGCUGUCAAAUCACCGAUUAUACCUCUACAUACAUGGUUACCUAAUACUCAUGGAGAAGCGCAUUACAGUACUUGUAUGCUUUUAGCUGGAAUCUUAUUAAAAAUGGGAGCAUAUGGGUUAAUUCGAAUCAAUAUGGAAUUUUUACCUCAUGCUCAUUCUAUAUUUUCUCCUUGGUUAAUGAUAAUAGGCACAAUGCAAAUAGUUUAUGCAGCUUCAGCAUCUGCUGGUCAACGUAAUUUAAAAAAAAGAAUAGCCUACUCCUCUGUAUCUCAUAUGGGUUUCAUAAUUAUAGGAAUUGGUUCUAUAACCGAUACGGGACUCAAUGGAGCCAUUUUACAAAUAAUCUCACAUGGAUUUAUUGGUGCUGCUUUUUUUUUCUUGGCAGGAACAAGUUAUGAUAGAAUACGUCUUGCUUAUCUCGAUGAAAUGGGCAGAAUUGCUAUCCUAAUGAAAAAAAGUUUCAUGAUGUUCGCUUUUUGA